CCACUGUUUAUAGGCGUGGUCACGACGAAGCAAUGGGCGUAACUUGACAUUGCUCUGGAUGUUUUGAAGCUUGCUGAGUGCCAAGCUUUCGCGAGGGUUAUAGAGAGAGAUUUCUGGCUGUUGGCCUGAAUUAAGACAUGAAGAAAUACAGAGAACGAUGGAGAGCAAAUUCUGCAUUUUGACCGAAACAGAAGACCUCAAAACCCUGAUUUCGAGCACCGAAGAUAGUCUGCAAAUUGAAAGGACCAAGACAUUGUUUGAGGAGAUCCGUGCAUCCAUCAACAACAAUGAUGAAGAGGACCGUUCCUUUUGGAGGCCUGUGCUCCCAUGGGGGGGCGUCUACACCAUCAGGGCAGGGAGGAAGGCCAUCUCAUGCACCCCUCUGUAUGUUAAGAUAAGCCUAAAGAACACCUGCACCAUCGAUGGGUUCCUCAUGAUUCUUUAUGUCAUUUUGAGAGACAACCAGAGCUUUCCCCGGGAGGUGGGCAUAUUCCUGGGCAGGCAGUUUGUGGAGCAUUUCCUCUACCUGAUGGACUCGUAUGACUACACCACCGUUAAGAUGCUGUGGAUCUGGGACAGGAUGUCCAAGAGGCAGUACCGCUCAGUGAUCCACCAUGCAGCGUUGGAGAUCGACCUGUUUGGUAACGAACAUGAGAACUUCACCAAGAACUUGGAGACAAUGAUGUCUACCAUGCAGGAGAGUCUGUGCACCAACUGGAGCUGUCCUGCUCGUUUCCAGGAGUUCAUACAGAAAACCAUCAACAUCAAUCCUCCUCAUGAGCUGCCCCCUAGAGAUCCCAUUCAGUCAGCUGUGGAUGAGUUCUUCUGUCCCAAGAUCAUUCUCUGCAAAGAACUGGGGUGUAAUGGGUUGAGGGAGUUCUCUCAGAGGGUCUUUUGCCAUGGACCACCUCCUUUUGUCAUUCUCAACAUGCAGCUUUGGAAGUCUGAGGAGCUGUCCUAUGUUCCCUACCAUCUAGCCCUAUCCCAACACAGGUACUCACUGGAGGGCGCCACACUCUUCAACAAGGAGGAGCAUCACUACUCUGCAGCCUUCCAGAUAGAUGGCUACUGGAUGCACUAUGACGGGCUGAGGAGCGACAACCUGAUCCUGUUAAACAAGCCCCCUGAACUCCUCCUUCUCUCUUCCCUUGUCUACAUCCGCGCCUCAGACAAAUGAGAUGCACUAAUGUAACCAAGCAGGGAUGGGGUCAAUUCCAUUUUUCAUUCCAUCAUUUCAGGAUGAAAAUAAAUUCUCCUAAAUUUACUUGAAUUGAAAAGGAAUUGACCCCAAUUGUGUCACCAUGGUCCAGUAAGGACACAGAAGGAAGGAGGUAGAUACUAGACACUGAUAGGAAGGCAUCUUUUGAAAAUUGCACACUAACACCUUCCUGUUUAUUGCCCUUCAUUCACAGAAGUAGUAUCCAAGUUACCUUACAUUUAGCUCACGAUGGUUUUGUCUUCCAUUACUCAUUGAGCUCUUACCAGAUACUUUUAUCACCUAAUCAUAUUUAAUGACAUUUUUAUCUAGUUUGAAAAGGCUUAUACCACAUUUCCAAACUUUUUAGGAGAUCAUGUCAACAACUUCCUUGUUUUGUUUUUAUACUUUGAGAUUACUUUUUGGAAUUAUGUGCUCCAUUUUGCCUGACUGUUGCCUCAAACACUCACUGUGCAAAAUGAUAAGUGCAUCUUCUCUUUGGGCAUGCUUGGAAUCCAAGAAUAUAUGCAUGGACUAUAAUAGUUCUGGGGAGGUAUGCAUAUUGAAGAAUCAACUCAACCUUAAAUAGCUUUACUGCUAAAAAAAAUUAAGAGUUUGCUUGCAGCGUGUUUGGUUGUCUUGGGGGAAGUGGUUGCACUUUUCAGAGAAGCAAAUUCAGCUAAUUAAACUUUGAUUUAGAAUUGUCAACAGGGUGUAGGCUAGACUAGUGAAGCAUCUGAGAUUGUACGGGACUCAUCUACUACAAUCCAUUUGUGCAUACUAGUCCUGACCUCAGAUCAAACUGGUGCUUUUUUUGUACUAUUUCCCCUGUUUAAAAACAUUUGAAACAGUAUUUGCAUUUUGUGGAAAUUCAAUCAUUAUCCUUGAUUUACUUGCUUGUUUUAAGCUGUCCAUUGGGCUUCAACUUGGAAGUGAGUCACACAGCGUUAACUUGUAUUAAAAUGAAUACCUGCUCAAAUAUUUGUAUAAAUUGUGUGACAAUGUAUCAUUGGAUAAAAUCAGUUCUGUCUUAAAUGUAAGUAAUUACUAGUACUUACAAGUACCCCAGCAUAGUGAUGUUACAGAAGUGCUUCUUGAGUGCUUGCCUUUCACAGUAGCAUAUUAUACCCUGAAUUCAAAUUAUUCUGCACAAUUCAAUAAGGUAAAUUGUUACAUUCCAAUCUAAACAAGAUGUCAAAGCAUUAGUAAAUAUUAGCAUACAAAUGUGAUUGAUGCAUUUGAUCAUUUGGAAAUAACAUUACUGCUCAUCACAGGCUUCAUAUGCACAAUGUAAUGUUAAGCAUUGACCUCUGCCAAUUUCAUCUUUGUCAGAACUAAAUAAUGAAACUGUCUUUGAGCAACAAUCCUUGUUCAUGUAUUGAAUGGUGUUUUUUUUUCUUUCUAUGCAGUCAUUGAAGUCUUAAAAAGCAAUACAAAUAUUUUUAUAUUCUA
Salmo salar (Atlantic salmon) is the source of this 2647-nucleotide messenger RNA. Its product is annotated as dopamine receptor-interacting protein 1. NCBI's taxonomy places the organism in Eukaryota, Metazoa, Chordata, Actinopteri, Salmoniformes, Salmonidae. The record is from RefSeq and is a predicted model, not a curated record.